CCCGUGGGCAAAGGGGGAGGGUGGAGUGUUGCCAGUGUCCAGGCGAGGACCGUCCCUGGUCUUUCCCUUUAGCGGGGCCUCCAGACAGGGCUGGCAGCUCCAGUCGGCAUGGAGGGGCCCCAGAUCAUCACCCGGAUCUUCCUGCUCCUGUUGCUGUUCAUGCUGCCCCUGGGUCCAGCAUGGCACGCAGCUGCCCAGCGAUGCCCACAGACCUGUGUCUGUGACAACUCCAGGCGGCACGUUAUCUGCCGGCACCAGAACCUCACUGAGGUGCCCAACAACAUCCCCGAGCUGACCCAGAGGUUGGACCUCCAGGGCAAUAUGCUGAAGGUCAUCCCUCCAGCCGCCUUCCAGGACCUGCCUCACCUCACGCAUCUCAACCUGCAGCACUGCCAGGUGGAGCUGGUGGCCGAGGGUGCCUUCCGAGGCCUGGGCCGCCUGCUUCUCCUCAACCUGGCCGCCAACCGCCUGAGCACGCUGCCCCAGGAGGCGCUGGACGGGCUGCGCUCGCUGAGGCGGUUGGAGCUGGAGCGGAACACGCUGGAGGAGCUGCGGCCGGGGACGUUCGGCGCCCUGGGCUCGCUGGCCACCCUCAACUUGGCCCACAACGCCUUGGUCUACCUGCCUGCCAUGGCCUUCCAGGGGCUGCUGCGCACUCGCUGGCUGCAGCUGUCCCACAACGCGCUCAGCGUGCUGGCCCCCGAGGCCCUGGCCGGCCUGCCCGCGCUGCGCCGCCUCAGCCUGCAGCACAACGAGCUGCAGGCCCUGCCCGGGGCCGCCCUGUCCCAGGCCCGCAGCCUGGCGCGCCUGGAGCUGGGUCACAACCCGCUCACCUACACGGGCGAGGAGGACGGCCUGACGCUGGCCGGCCUGCGGGAGCUGGCCCUGGACCACGGGGCCCUGCAGGCGCUGGGUCCCCGGGCCUUCGCCCACUGCCCGCGCCUGCACACCCUCGACCUCCGCGGGAACCAGCUGAGCACCCUGCCCCCGCUGCAGGGCCCGGGCCAGCUGCGCCGGCUGCGGCUGCAGGGCAACCCGCUGUGGUGCGCCUGCCACGCGCGACCCCUGCUCGAGUGGCUGGUGCGCGCUCGAGUGCGCUCGGACGGCGCGUGCCGAGGGCCGAGGCGCCUGCGGGGCGAGGCCCUGGAUGCGCUGAGGCCUUCGGAUCUGCGCUGCCCGGGAGACCCGGCGGGGGACGAGGACGAGGAGCUGCCGCCCGGUCCCCGCGCCCCUCCUCGCCGCCCCGAGCACGAAGAGACCACGGGGGGCACGCCCUGCCCUCCCACUUGUGUGUGCGGCGGCGAGACGCGGCACAGCGCUUGCGACGGCCGGGGACUGCAGGCAGUGCCCCGGGCUUUCCCCAAUGACACAGUGCUCUUGGACCUGAGGCGAAAUCACUUCCCCUCCGUGCCACGCGCGGCCUUCCCGGGCCUGCGUCACCUGGUGUCGCUGCACCUGCAGCACUGCGGCAUCGCGGAGCUGGAGCCGGGCGCCUUGGCGGGCCUGGAUAGCCUGGUCUACCUCUACCUCUCCGACAACCAGCUCUCGGGCCUGAGCGCUGCAGCCCUGGAAGGGGCCCCCCAACUCGGCUACCUGUACCUGGAGCACAACCGCUUCCUGAGGGUCCCGGGGCCUGCACUGCGCGCCCUACCCAGCCUCUUCUCGCUACACCUUCAGGACAACGCGGUGGACCGCCUGGCCCCCGGGGAUCUGUCAGGGGCGCGGGCUUUGCGCUGCCUUUAUCUGAGUGGCAAUCACAUCUCCCAGGUUUCACCUGGAGCGCUCGGGGCAGCUCGGGAGCUGGAGAAGCUGUACCUUGACAGGAACCAGCUGCGAGAGGUGCCCACCAGCGCCUUGGAGGGACUGCCUGCCCUCAAGGAGCUGCAGCUCUCGGGGAACCCACUGAGGGCUCUGCAAGAUGGGGCCUUUCAGCCUGUGGGAAGGUCGCUGCAACAGCUUUUUCUGAACAACAGUGGCCUGGAGCAGAUUUCUCCAGGGGCCUUCUCGGGCCUGGGAACGGGGCUCCGGAACCUGCACCUGCAGAAGAACCAACUCCAGUCCCUGCCUGCACCUCUGUGGCUCAGCGGGCUGGAGCUCCUCGACCUCAGCGGCAAUCCCUUCCACUGCGGCUGCCAGCUGCUCCCACUGCACAGGUGGCUCACUGGACUGAACCUGCGGGUGGGGGCCACCUGUGCCACCCCUCCCAGUGUCCGAGGUCAGAAGGUGAAGGUUGCCACUGCAAUCUUUGAAGCCUGUCCAGGCUGGACUGCCGGGAAGGCCAAGAGGACACCAACCUCCAGGGUCAGUGCCGGAAGAAGCACCACACACAGAAGACAUGGAGGAACGGACAAGGUUGGCCCUUAGGUGGGAGGCAGGGAAGAUGAGCCCUGACCGGUGACCCA
Messenger RNA from Acomys russatus (golden spiny mouse), 2402 nucleotides. It is a transcript of the gene Chadl, whose product is annotated as chondroadherin like. Bases 109 to 2364 code for a protein of 751 amino acids. NCBI's taxonomy places the organism in Eukaryota, Metazoa, Chordata, Mammalia, Rodentia, Muridae. Gene Ontology annotation, molecular function: protein binding; transmembrane signaling receptor activity. Gene Ontology annotation, cellular component: plasma membrane. The transcript is spliced from 5 exons. The record is from RefSeq and is a predicted model, not a curated record. Gene Ontology annotation, biological process: toll-like receptor signaling pathway; immune response.